Carya illinoinensis is the source of this 912-nucleotide messenger RNA. RefSeq names its product protein FAR1-RELATED SEQUENCE 5-like. NCBI's taxonomy places the organism in Eukaryota, Viridiplantae, Streptophyta, Magnoliopsida, Fagales, Juglandaceae. Bases 1 to 912 code for a protein of 303 amino acids. The record is from RefSeq and is a predicted model, not a curated record. The transcript is spliced from 4 exons.
AUGGAUUUAAAUGACGACGAGAGGUUAAAUAAUGUCUUCUGGGCAAACCCUUAUAGUAAGGCAGCCUAUGAAGAUUUCGGUGAUGUGGUUACAUUCAACACCACAUAUCUGACGAAUAGAUAUGGGAUACCAUUUGCACCAUUUGUUGGUGUAAACCACCACGAUGGUAUAGCUCCUAGAGCUAUUAUCAUAGAUCAGGAUAGAGCAAUGAAGAAUGCUAUUGCUAUUAUAUUUUCACAAAGUCGACAUCGAUUUUGUUUGUGGCAUAUCCUGAAAAAAGUCCCUGAAAAGCUUUCCUCAUAUUCUGCCUACAAAAGUGUGAUGAAAAAUACUUUGAUGAAAUGCGUGUAUGACAUCCAAAAUGUUGAAGAGUUUGAAAGCUCUUGGGAGCAGUUAAUCACCACUUACAAAUUGGAGGAGAAUAGUUGGCUCAAAAGUUUAUACACUGAGCACAAACUUGAAAGAGUUUUCAACCAGUUUGACAACGCAUUGAAGAAGAAAAUUGAGAAUGAAAAUAGAGCUGACUUUCACUCAUUUAGCGUCACCAUUCCCUGCAUAUCUAGAUUUCUGAUCGAAAAGAAGUUUCAAAAUUUAUACACAAAUGCAAAAUUCAGAAAAGUUCAGCCAGAACUGCAAUGUCUUAUAAAUUUGGCCCCAGAGUUACUUAAGAGAGAUGGUGGUGUAAAGACGUAUCUUGUAGAUGAUGAAGUUCAUGUGGAAGACUUCACUAAACUAGUUACAUAUUCAGUGGACUUUAGUGAGGUGGAUAUAGUUGCAAAGUAUUCAUAUACCGAAGACAGUUACAUGUGCGGGUUCACAGAAAGUACUCAGUCCGCUAGUAGUAAGAGGGAAAGGCAGACCACCAUCUCUGAGGAGAGCAUCGAUAAUAGAAAAAGAGAUGCGGAAAGUUAA